UAUCCUAGAUACGAGGAAGCUGUAUCUCUUUCCUCAUACUAGGAUCCCUGAAAUCAUCACGUGAAGAACAGGAAGAAAAGAAUCAGCUACUUUCUUUGUGAAUACAACAUUUUUAAGACUCCAUCAUGUCCGCGAACAAGAAAGUAGUGUUGAUUACCGGAUGCUCCUCUGGGAUUGGGCUCAGCCUGGCUGUGCGUUUGGCCUCAGACUCCAGCAAAACAUUCAAAGUUUAUGCCACAAUGAGGAACCUGGCCAAGAAAGAACGUCUCUUAGAGAGUGUAAAAGGCCUACACCGCGAUACUUUGGAAAUCCUUCAAAUGGACGUGACUGAUAGGCAAUCCAUCAUGAACGCGCGAGAAAAAGUGGUGGAGAAACGGGUGGACAUUCUAGUCUGUAACGCCGGUGUUGGUUUAAUGGGACCUCUAGAGAUUCAGUCCUUAGACUCAAUGAAGCAUAUUCUGGAGGUCAAUCUUCUCGGCACCAUUCAGACCAUUCAGGUCUUCUUGUCAGACAUGAAAGCUCAAGGUCAGGGCCGGAUUCUGGUUACUGGCAGCACAGGAGGACUUCACGGUCUUCCAUUUAAUGAAGUGUACUGUGCCAGUAAGUUUGCAAUUGAGGGAGCAUGCGAGAGUCUGGCUGUUCUUUUGCAACACUUUAAUAUCCAAGUCAGUCUCAUUGAGUGUGGUCCAGUCAAUAGUGACUUUCUCGUUAACCUGCAGAAGGCGGAGCUCGGGGAUGAAUCUCUUCAACAGGUUGAUGGCCAAACGCUCAGUCUGUAUGAAAAAUACCUGCAACACUGCAGCAUGGUUUUCCAAAACGCUGCACAAGACACCGAAGACAUUGUAAAGGUAUUUCUAGAAGCCAUCCAUUCAACCAAACCUGCAUUCAGAUACUUCACCAACAGCGUCAUGCCGCCUCUCACCAACCUGAAAGUCUCAGAACCGGAUGGAAUGAAUUACAUAACAGCUUUGAGCCAGAUCAUUUUUACAGAUGAUCAAUAAUUCCAGAAAUGUCAUUCAUGCUCUCACUGUAUCUGCAGACUUUGGCCUAGAUUAAAAGAACAAUAUUUGCUUCUUCUAAUUUUAGCUUCUGGGACAAAGUUGAUAAAGUGAGUUUUGUAAGAAGAGUUCACAAAAAGAGGUGGUUUCAUAGUCUAUUUUAGUCUGUUAGUUUUACUUGUGGAAUACUGCGUACUAAAGAUUAUGCAUCAAGGUUUAAGUCAUUCCACAGUCUUUGCAUGUUAUUCAAUAGCUCGCUUAUCUCACAUUCCUUAUUAUCUCUGUUAUGCCCAAGCUUCAGGCAGUAUUCUUGUGAUGCCUUGUUGAGGUUGAACAUUUCUAAAAAUGUACUUAUGUAAUUUUUGUUCAUUUUCUAUUUUUGAAAUGUGGGGAUAUUUUUAAACCAGUUACAGAACUGUGGUUAUGUAAAGAAAUAAAGCUAACCC
Molecule: messenger RNA, 1444 nt
Organism: Cyprinodon tularosa
Lineage: Eukaryota; Metazoa; Chordata; Actinopteri; Cyprinodontiformes; Cyprinodontidae
Gene: hsd17b1
Product: hydroxysteroid (17-beta) dehydrogenase 1
Exons: 7
Coding region: 126-1001 (291 amino acids)
Biological process (GO): estrogen biosynthetic process
Cellular component (GO): cytoplasm
Molecular function (GO): estradiol 17-beta-dehydrogenase [NAD(P)+] activity
Source: RefSeq, a predicted model, not a curated record